CCAUGGUGUUGGAUUAGCUCAGCCUAAUGGCAAUUUCCUCCUCUGUAAACAACAUUAGCUGUGUGGGCCUAAUGCUGCCUUCUAAAUGAUCGUCAGUACAGUAUUUCAUAGCCACAGCUGGGUACAUUUGUGUUAGAGGUAACGUCAUCUAAAGCAGGCAGAGCUGAGACAACGCAAGGUAACCAGUGAUGGGUGCGGCUGCGCGUGACGUGCUGGCCGCCCUGCUGGAGGGGGUGUUCGCCAGCGGAGACGUCCAGACCACCACGCUGGCCUUCAGCAUCGCCUGCUCGCUGGGGUUCUCCGUGGCGUGCCUGCUGAUUGGGCUGGUUUACGGGCGACAGAGCCCCCGACGACAGCGCCCGGUACGGACCAGCAGCUUCAGCAGCGGGGUGUCUGGGGUGCCGUCGGUGGUUAGUAAGAGGAUAGUGCUGUGUAAGAAGUCGAGUUCUGCUGAAGGGAGGCACCUCCUGCAGCACCAGCCUGUGUUCCUCACAUGUCGGGAGCAGAGGAGGGAGCACAGGAAGUGUUCCAGGUGUGAUUCAGCUGAUGCCACUCAGAGCUGCAGGUACAGAAGAUGUUUGUUGUGUUGCCGUGCCAGUAAACAGUCCAUCUGCGAUGUACACGGCACGGCGGUGAUGGCUGUACAGAACAUCGUGGAAGGGGCGUGUGAGGACAGACCCACUGAUCUGGACCUCAGCUACCUGGGCCUGCACAGCUGCCCUGACAGGAUCGGGUUUGUGGGAGCGCAGCUGACGUGUCUGAACCUGUCCAACAACCGGCUCCACCAGCUGCCUGACGACAUCGGCUGUCUGCGCGGCCUGGAGGAGCUGUACAUACAGUAUAACUGUCUGGAGGAGCUGCCGGUCAGCAUUGGUAACCUGACCAAGCUGACAGACCUGGACUGUAAGAACAACUCCCUGCGGACCAUCCCGCUCACGGUGGGGAACCUCUCUGCGCUCACCUGCCUCAACGUCACCAACAACGUGCUGCAGCGCCUCCCGGCAGAACUGGGCAGACUUACAGAGCUGGAGGAGAUCUGUGCCCAUUCCAACCAGCUAGUUGAGCUACCCGAUGAACUGUGCAACCUGACUAACCUUACUGAGCUGUACCUGGGAGAGAACCGUCUGCAGCAGCUGCCUCAGGACAUGGGGCGCCUGGUACGCCUGGAGGAGCUGGACGUGUCCUCGUGUGAACUCACUCACCUGCCCGACUCCCUGUCCAGGUGUACCUCUCUAGUCAGACUCUGGCUGUCCAACAACAGACUACGUUACCUGCCUGACCAGCUGGGCCGGCUGCAUCACCUGAAGGAGCUCCAUGUCAGGAACAAUGACAUCAUGUACUUCCCAGCAUCCCUGUCCUACCUGCAGCUGUACACCUUCUCUGCCAACCAGAACCCCCUAAUAGAGGAAUGGGAUAACCGGUUGACCUCUGCCCUGAUCAGAGUGCCCACCGACCCCUUACCGAGUUUGCUGGAACUGGCUGCUCGCACUGUCGCCAGGCAAAAUAUCACCUGGGGCAAGGGGGACCUACCACUGGACUUGGAAGUGUUGCUGCAAUGCAGGAAGCAGUGUUCCAGCUGCGAGGGUCCGUUCUUCUCCUACUUCAGCUCGCAGGUGUUCUUCAGCAAUGUGGGGAUGUUUCACAGGGUGCCGCUGUACCAGCAGGUCUGCUCACCCUACGUCAAUGCACACUGUCAACCUGUCCACGCCAGGUAGGGGGCCUCGCUGCAAUGGCAGUCCACUGGAGGAAUUACUAACUACCCCAUGUGAAAAUGGGAAACAUAGAAACUGGGCAUUGCAUGUUUCAUGAAGAUACUUGCUUUGGAUAUCAGCCUCAAAGGGGCAAAGUCAACUGUUUUUAAAAGAAGUAUUAAGCAAUGACAAAAGUUUCUCAUACAGAGA
Molecule: messenger RNA, 1901 nt
Organism: Branchiostoma floridae (Florida lancelet)
Lineage: Eukaryota; Metazoa; Chordata; Leptocardii; Amphioxiformes; Branchiostomatidae
Product: leucine-rich repeat-containing protein 58-like
Exons: 12
Coding region: 189-1715 (508 amino acids)
Molecular function (GO): protein binding
Source: RefSeq, a predicted model, not a curated record